Molecule: messenger RNA, 4067 nt
Organism: Prionailurus viverrinus (fishing cat)
Lineage: Eukaryota; Metazoa; Chordata; Mammalia; Carnivora; Felidae
Gene: RUFY3
Product: RUN and FYVE domain containing 3
Exons: 19
Coding region: 853-2769 (638 amino acids)
Biological process (GO): regulation of axonogenesis
Cellular component (GO): cytoplasm
Molecular function (GO): metal ion binding
Source: RefSeq, a predicted model, not a curated record
CAAUGAAGUACUACCCAGUGUUAAUUGUCCUCCUGUUAUCUAGCCCUUUUAUCCCAAAGUGAGGGAAUUGAUGAGGAUAGGUGCAUUGUGUUAUGUCUGAUCACAGUUUGACUAGCACAGUCUGGAAGUGGGUUGUACAGGAUGAGAGCAGCAGCUUAAUUGCUCUCCCUGCAUCAGCAGCAUCUAUAAAGCAUCCUGGGAAUUGCUCGCCCUACGUUCAGAGCAGCUGGUCACAUGAGCCUGGAUUUUCAGUUCAGUUCAUUAGUCAGCCAUUUUGGUCAACACCCUGCUUACUGCGCACAACCAAUCCUAUUAGAACUCAGCAUCCCGGCUCAUCUGAGCAGAUCCUGGAAGUGAUUUCUGCAGUUCAGGAUAUUUUUUAAGCUAAAUUGAAAAUAUUGGUUUAUUUUUUGGGAUUUUUGGGGGGUAUUUUUUUCCUGCACAAAGGAGGAUUUUUCACUUAUUCAUUCAGAGACCAGUUUUUUAAAGCCAGCUAAGGUAGCAUCGGCUGUGCAACGUUUAAAGCCUAUAGCCCAGCUGAAAAAGGAGGGGGCAGGGAAGAGAAGAUAAAAGAACAGAAGCUAGAGAAAACAGGCAUCAUUUUAUUUUGCUAUGUGGUAGGAACUGUCUAUGAGAAAAGAUAGUAGAGGAUUGCUUGUCUUGAACAGUUGGUUCUUAAACCGUAAGGUAUUUUUCCUUGUGUUUUGUUUUAAUCUCCCCCACCCCUUUUCCUGAGAGCUUUGUUUCAGAGCUUUGGAUUUGGGGUUUUGGGGUAAGGAGGUUUUAUUUAUUUUUGUUGGGGUGAGUGUGUGUGUGUUUGUGUGUGUGUGUUGUGGUCCCAGCUGAGUCAUCAUGUCUGCUCUGACGCCUCCAACUGAUAUGCCAACCCCCACCACUGACAAGAUCACACAGGCUGCCAUGGAGACCAUCUACCUUUGCAAAUUCCGAGUGUCUAUGGAUGGAGAAUGGCUCUGCCUGCGAGAGCUGGAUGACAUCUCACUUACACCUGACCCAGAGCCUACCCAUGAAGACUCUUGGGAGGAUUUGACAGAUUUGGUGGAGCAAAUGCGCGAUGAUACAGAAGAUCCUAAUUAUCUCAUGGCUAACGAACGCAUGAACCUGAUGAACAUGGCCAAGCUGAGUAUCAAGGGCUUGAUUGAAUCAGCUUUGAACCUGGGAAGAACUCUGGACUCAGACUAUGCACCCCUCCAGCAGUUCUUCGUGGUGAUGGAACAUUGCCUGAAACACGGCUUGAAGGCUAAGAAAACUUUUCUUGGACAAAAUAAAUCCUUCUGGGGGCCUCUAGAACUGGUAGAAAAGCUUGUUCCAGAAGCUGCAGAGAUAACAGCAAGUGUUAAAGAUCUUCCAGGACUUAAGACACCAGUAGGCAGAGGAAGAGCCUGGCUUCGUUUGGCAUUAAUGCAAAAGAAACUCUCAGAAUACAUGAAAGCUUUGAUCAAUAAGAAGGAACUUCUCAGCGAAUUCUAUGAACCCAACGCCCUCAUGAUGGAAGAAGAAGGAGCCAUAAUUGCUGGUCUCUUGGUGGGUCUCAACGUCAUUGAUGCCAAUUUCUGUAUGAAAGGAGAAGACUUGGACUCUCAGGUUGGAGUUAUAGAUUUUUCAAUGUAUCUCAAGGAUGGGAACAGCAGUAAAGGUAGUGAAGGAGAUGGCCAAAUUACUGCAAUUCUGGAUCAGAAGAACUAUGUAGAGGAACUCAACAGACAUCUAAAUGCGACUGUAAACAACCUUCAGGCAAAAGUGGAUGCAUUAGAAAAAUCCAACACUAAACUGACAGAGGAGCUUGCAGUUGCAAACAACAGGAUUAUUACCUUGCAAGAAGAAAUGGAACGAGUUAAGGAGGAAAGCUCCUACAUAUUGGAAUCCAAUCGGAAGGGUCCUAAGCAGGACAGAACUUCAGAUGGGCAAGCACUGAGUGAAGCCAGAAAGCAUUUAAAGGAGGAGACACAGUUGCGACUGGAUGUUGAAAAAGAACUGGAGAUCCAGAUCAGCAUGCGACAGGAGAUGGAAUUGGCUAUGAAGAUGCUGGAGAAGGAUGUCUGUGAGAAGCAGGACGCCCUGGUGUCUCUGCGACAGCAGCUGGAUGAUCUCAGGGCUCUCAAGCAUGAACUUGCCUUUAAGCUGCAGAGUUCAGACUUAGGAGUGAAACAGAAAAGUGAAUUAAACAGUCGCUUGGAAGAGAAGACUAAUCAGAUGGCUGCUACCAUCAAACAACUCGAACAAAGAUUGCGCCAGGCUGAGCGAGACCGCCAGUCUGCUGAGUUGGACAACCGGCUGUUCAAGCAGGACUUCGGAGACAAGAUAAACAGUCUGCAGCUGGAAGUGGAGGAGCUCACCAGGCAGCGGCACCAGCUUGAGUUAGAGCUAAAACAGGAAAGAGAAAGAAGGUUACAAAACAACAGAAACAUCCCAGGAAAGGGCUUUCAGAAGCCAGAACCCAAAACGGAUGGGAAGCACAGAAUUCAAGAGGAAAAUGCUAAACUUAAAAAGCCCCUGGACGAAAGCCACAGGCUGCCGUCUCCCCCUGCGAAUGAACAGGACCAGCCGCUGCUCUCUGCAAAGCCACAGAUGUGUCAGCUGUGCCAGCAAGACGGCCGCCUUGCAAAGAAUAUGUGUAAGAACUGCAGAGGAACGUUCUGUGAUGCCUGCUCAACAAAUGAACUGCCUCUUCCCUCGAGUAUCAAGCCUGAGCGAGUUUGCAAUCCCUGCCAUGAGCAUCUGAUGAAACAGUAUUCCACCAGCCCAUCGUAAGACUGGAAGCCAAGGCCUGGACCAGUGUCUGUACCUGUGUUAGAUGUCAAGAUUUCCUAGAACCCAGACCUUAGAAUCAACUCCAGAAUUGAUAGCAAUGAUUUAAAUAAACCAGGUCAAGGGAGAAAAGGCAGUGAGUAGUUGGGGGUCCUGGAAAUUUUGCUCAUUUUCCCUAAUGACUAUAUGAAUAAAAGUUACUCAGUUGAGCCCCUCUCUUCUAAAUCUAAACAAUCCCACCUUGAAGGCUUAAUUCUGUAGCUUGUCUUUGGAGGGCUAUUCAUUUUUAUGAAUAGUGAUAAUAAUACUGGGGUGGAUAUAAUAGGAGAGAGAGUCCAACAGAUAAGAAAAGGAAAAUGAUUAUCUCCCUCUAUUGUGGAGAUUCAAGGGGGAAAGAUAAAUGUUACCUGAGAUCAAAAUAAUAGAUAUUAUAUAUUUUCCCUGGGUGCUGCUAGACAUAAACAUUGUUUCCUCUUCACCCCCACUAACUACCUCUUUCAAGUAUCUCUACCAAACUGUGAACCCAAACUCAGGGAAAAGAAAUUAAAGAGUAAUAUAAAUUUUGAAUGUACUUAAAACAAUAUUAUAAUUUAUUAUAGUUUCAGGACCAGAAAGGCCCUGGGCUAUAAAUGUUUUCAAUAUCCGAACAAGAGAAACACUUGACAGUUUAUCCACUUAAUGACUUCAAAAGUAAAUAUCUGCCCUCUUCAGAAUGUCCUACUGACAUUCUGGGCCAACUCCCUUCCUCAUCCUUCCCUGCUCUCCCAAGUCCUAAGGAAAAUUGUAAGAUAUUUUAAAGAUAGGGUUUGACUUUUGCAAGUAGUUAUUGAAAGCAAAGCUAAGUUGCGUGUAAAACAAAUUUGUCCAUGUCUGAGAACAAUUAGAUCAGAAUAUUUAUUAAAUUUUCUUGAAUAAGCGAUACCUUAUUCUGAGCCAAGAAUUUGAACUGGUAGACAGGUUUCUUGGAAAACGUGACACUCAAACAUCUCUUCAUAACAAACCCUUUGGGGGGAAAGAGGAAUGUGCUUUCCACAAGGGAAGGAAAGAAAUGGUAUAUGCUAUUUUGAUUAUGUUACAUGUGCCUAGAUUGUUUGAUUCCAAUUAAGACCUAAGAAGAUACGAUUCUGUAACUGGUUUAGAAUUCUGGGGUGAAAACAUCCUGGAACCAUGAUACUUGAUAAAUUCUGUCUCCUGAGAAGGGUUAUAGCCUGGGAAAGAGUUGUUAUUCAGGAAGUCUGGCUUGUUACAUGGUGAAGUUGAGCUAUAAGAGUACUAGGAAAGAAUAAAAUCUAAUAGUCUUG